AGUUUACAAACAUGUGAUGUGACGACCAGGAAGUCUGCAGAUACGUGAUGCUCAGACCAGGGGCUCUCGACAGACACAUGAUGUUUCCCCCCCCUCCUCAGGUGUUCUACGGAGACCCCCGCUACAUCCUCUUCAUCCAUAUGGUGAUCAACGAUGCGGUGCAGCUGACCGUCACCAUCAUGCUCUUCAUCCUCAGCUACGUAUACUACAGGAUCAACGUCUCCUUCUGCUGCUUCUUCAUCCUGCUGGCCGUCUUCACCACCCGCAACACGCCCGUCAACCUCGCCAGCAUGGCCAUCGAGCGAUACAUCGCCAUCUGUGACCCGCUGCGCCACGCCCAGGUCUGCACAGUGCGGAAGACCUACAUCCUCAUCGGGCUGAUCUGGCUCAUAUCCGUGGUGCCCGACAUCACCGACCUCUUCGUCACCCUGGCCAACGAGCCACUGAGCUUCUUCCACGAGUCGGUGUUCUGCCUGCGGCAGAACAUCUUCAAGGACCCCGUGCUGGCGUACAAGCGGCAGGCCUUCGACGGGCUGUACUUCUCCUGCGUGUUCCUCACGCUGGUGUACACCUACCUCAGGAUCCUGUUUGCCGCCCGGGCCCACUCCACCGAGAAGACGUCGGCCCGGCGAGCCCGGAACACCAUCUUGCUGCACGGCUCGCAGCUGGCCAUGUGCAUGCUGUCCUACAUCUCGCCCAGCGUGGAGAUCAUCCUGCACCUCAUCUUCCCCGGCCGCAUCCUGGAGAUCCGAUUCGCCAACUACCUCGUCGUCUACAUGCUGCCGCGGUUCCUCAGCCCGAUCAUCUAUGGCGUGCGGGACAAGAAGUUCAGGAAUCACCUCAGAAAGUACUUUGUCGGGGGUUGCAGGGUCGGAUUGCAGAAAGGGAACGGGACCUUGUGAGGAUUUCGUAAAAAAUUUCCAAUUUCGAUUCAGGGGAUCAAGUAACAUUGGUAGAAAUAAAUAUUGUUUGUAAAUAGUGUAAAAAAUACAUAAUAUUGUUAGGAACACCAAAUUCAUUGUUGAUGAAUACAUGUGCUCUUCAGUGUCUGUUAUAAAAAACACACAGUUCACAUGUACACACACAAACACACACACACACACACACGCACACACACGCACACUCAAACACAUACACCACAGACAUACACACACAAACAGAACAGAACAACUCAGAGUUCAACAUAGCGUCAUACACGCACUGUUAAUAUUUA
This is a messenger RNA of Gadus morhua (Atlantic cod), 1213 nucleotides long. RefSeq names its product odorant receptor 131-2-like. Gene Ontology annotation, molecular function: olfactory receptor activity; G protein-coupled receptor activity; odorant binding. The record is from RefSeq and is a predicted model, not a curated record. NCBI's taxonomy places the organism in Eukaryota, Metazoa, Chordata, Actinopteri, Gadiformes, Gadidae. The coding region runs from base 48 to 902 and encodes 284 amino acids. Gene Ontology annotation, biological process: G protein-coupled receptor signaling pathway; detection of chemical stimulus involved in sensory perception of smell. The transcript has a single exon. Gene Ontology annotation, cellular component: membrane.